This is a messenger RNA of Diabrotica balteata, 1183 nucleotides long. The record is from the annotation of a GenBank genome assembly. Lineage: Eukaryota; Metazoa; Arthropoda; Insecta; Coleoptera; Chrysomelidae.
AUUUGAUUUAGCAUACGUAUUUGAAAAUAUGUUGACAACUGUAUUAAAAAAUACCUGUACAAGACGUACACAAUUAGCUUGGUUCAGUUUUCAAAAUGUAAACAAAAAUAAUAACAGCAUUUCUCCCUUCCAAACCGAAUGUAAACCAGUUGAUUUGUCCUUUGAAACAAAUAAAAUGUACGCCAUGUUUCCUUCUAUUUGUGAAGAAAUUGUUGAUAAACAGCUUGUUUACCAUCUAGCAUAUCCCGAACUCAGAGAAAGGUAUUCCCGUCUCUUACAGUAUACUGUCAAUAAUAACGAGCCAAGAUAUAAUGGUAAGGGAAUAUUUUCUGUGUAUGCCUACAGAAUGCUGGGGAAACCUUCAGUACUUACAGACGAUAACAUCAAGAAAGCUUGCAUACUUGGAUGGUGCCAGAGAAUGAUUGACGUUAGUGUAAUAAUCGACGACGACAUUUUUGAUAUCUCAGAUCUAAGGUACAAUAAACCAACAUGGCAAUCUCUUGAAGGUGUUGGACGCGACAAAGCAACCUUAGACGCAGCCUUUGUGGAAUCAUCAGUAUGGUAUCUUUUAAUAAAUCAUUUCAAAUCUCAUAAGUUUUUUGCUGAUAUUUUGAAACAAGUUCUGAUGUCGUAUGCUGUUACUAAUAUAUCUCAAUGUUUGGAACUAACAAAAUAUAACGUUAGCGAAUUGGAAAGGUAUACCUAUUCCAUGAGAGGAUAUGGUUUUGCCUUACCAUUGCUUAGAACAGCUUUAUAUUUGGCUAAUAUUGACGAUAAGGAUGCACACAGCUUUUCGCAAAAACUGUCUAUGAAAUUGUCACAUUUCAUUAAAGUUGAGGACGAUUUCAAUGGUGUGUUUAACCCAAUGUCAGACAUUCAGAAGUCAUGUACGGAUAUUUCAGAAGGAAGACCUUCGUGGCUAGCAAUUCAAGCUUAUCAGAGAAGUAGCCCAGCUCAAAAGACUAUACUGGAACAACAUUAUGGUAGAGCUAAUGAAGAAUCAGUACAAAAAUGUUAUGAGUUAUUUAAAGAUCUUAAACUGGAUGAGGUUUUUACAAAAUAUAGGGAAGAUUUCUACAAUCAGAUUUAUUUAAGUAUUCAUAAAGAUUUGCCCAAAAAGUUACCCAAAGAAUUGUAUUUGAAUUUUUUAAAUUUCUGUACUACUGGUGGUUUGAGAGUUUAA